AUGUCUAGAAAACAUUCUAUUCAUGCUUGCACUGGUUGUGCUAUGGUCAAAAGAAGAUGUAUUUUAAUGCCUUCUGAAAAAAAGUGUGUUCGAUGCCAAAAUCGUAAGGAAAUCUGCACUUUUAAAAUUCAGAAAAAACGGGGUCCAAAACGAAAGAAAGUUGAAUAUCCAUCCGUUGAUGAAAUAUUUUCUUUUAAUAUAAAUUAUAAAUUUCUACCGAAUGAAG
This is a messenger RNA of Diversispora eburnea, 226 nucleotides long. The record is from the annotation of a GenBank genome assembly. Lineage: Eukaryota; Fungi; Glomeromycota; Glomeromycetes; Diversisporales; Diversisporaceae.